This is a messenger RNA of Spodoptera littoralis (African cotton leafworm), 1155 nucleotides long. The record is from the annotation of a GenBank genome assembly. Lineage: Eukaryota; Metazoa; Arthropoda; Insecta; Lepidoptera; Noctuidae.
AUGCGUGUUCGAGGUUCACGAACUCGCACAAUGUCAGAUUCACCAACAAAUAAGAGUCAAUCUGAAGACGAAAUAUUUGACGACACCGCGACUAGCCUCCCGGAAAGGAUCACUGACGACAAUUUCGAUAAUGAAUUGGUAACUAAAUUAAGGGAUCAAGUUGAGAAACUAACGCUUCGAUUAUGUAGUGCUGAGGAAGAAAUAGAGAUACUUUCACUUGAAAACAGUAAUCUUAAACAGUCUAAUCAGGAGUUAGAAAAGAAAAACGUCUUUUAUAAAACCCUUAUCAGCACUCCUACAAGAAAAACUAGACCCUCUACACCAAAAAAAAUUGAUUUAUUAACUAGCAAGACUAUACAAAAUGAGCAAGUCAUUUCUGAUAGUGAGAAAAAAAAUAAAGGCACUCAAACAAUUUCUACUGACGUUAUAGGAUCACCGAAGCAAGAAUCCACGGUAUCCCCAUCGAUCCUAUAUAAACAAACCUAUAGCCAAGAGAUGGAGGGAAAAGUUAGUAAAAUUUGCAUUAUAAGCGAGAAUAAAUACAAUAAAAUACGUACAAUUGCAGAGAAUAAAUUUGACGACUACGAAUUAUGUCAUUAUCUUACACCAUAUUCAGGAAUAAAAAAUAUGUUUCGUGGAUUGGAGUCAAAACUGAGGAAAUAUACGAUGAGCGAUUUCUGCAUUAUAUUGAUUGGUGAAACAGACUUCGAAUCGACAAAGGAUUAUUCGAAUAUCAUUCUUCACAUGAGGACAGUACUUAAAAACAUUCAGCAUACAAAUGUUAUCCUCUGCAUGCCGACCUACAGUCAAUGCAUUGAUAAUGUCACCCUGUACAACAAGAGAGUGGAAAUGUUUAAUAAACUACUAUAUCAGGAUAUUUUAACACACGAACAUGCCUAUUUUAUUGACUGUAAUAAGAACCUAACGUGGGACCAUAGGAUGUACAAACAAAAUUCAGGAACAGUGAAUAAUUACGGUAUGAAAGUAAUUUUUCAGGAUAUCGCUGCACUUGUGACUUUCAUACGGGAAAAUACCCUUGAGAGUACUGAGAGCGGAAACAUCAAUAAUAUGAAUGAACAGCAACCGGAAUUACAGUACUUUCGAUUAUCAGUACCUAAACAUUAUGCAUCAGAACAUUGCAGGCUUAGUAAAUAA